Sphaeroforma arctica JP610 is the source of this 6213-nucleotide messenger RNA. RefSeq lists its product as hypothetical. NCBI's taxonomy places the organism in Eukaryota, Ichthyosporea, Ichthyophonida. The transcript is spliced from 53 exons. Bases 133 to 6213 code for a protein of 2026 amino acids. The record is from RefSeq and is a predicted model, not a curated record.
CUUAGAGUUUUGGCCUGUGACGCACUAAACUCAGCGCAGUGAAUUCAGAAUUCCAUGGAGAGAGACCGAGGAGGGUGUUAAGAUUGGAGUAUAGUUUUAGUAUAUAACUGCUGAACGGUCGAGGUCGUGCAUAUGUCCAACCCAACUAUAAAUGUGCGAAAACCAUCUGAGGACGGCCAGAUCGGCAGUGCCACCAUGGACACCCGAACUGAGGAGGGGACUCUGUCACCCACAGUGUCCUUCAAAGUCGAGGGCGACGGGGAUACCAGUGGAACGGCUGCCAUGGAAGACCCUGAGGCUGCUCUAGUAAAACGGCGCAAGUCACAGUUCGUGGCGUCUUUGGCCGCCAAUCCCUCGGUCAACAACCGCCUAUCAGAGGUCUCAGCCGAUAAGAGCAACACUCUGUCCACGUCACCAUCAGUGGUGCGCCGAGGGACGGUACAGCUAGCUACUAUGCAAGCGCCGAAUUCUGGUGAAGGGGGCACGACGGUAUCCGAUAACUUGAAGAAGGAAAUUUACAAGAGGAAGCAGUCUAUGGCUACUCUUGCCCCGCAGGACAUUCUGGGUCUGGGAAUGAGUGCUGCCCUAGCCGCUUCGGCCGCCCAGAAAGCCAAGCAGCAUGAGGUAAAGGCGGUCGCACCCACUGAGACAGAAGUGCGUGUCACAAUGCCGGACGAGAGUGUGGAGGUGUUCAAAGUGCCGAGUGACAUUCAGACUGUGGAGUUGUGUGCACAGGCGCGAGAGCGGCACAGUGCCAGUACACCAUCCAAGACUGUGGACGGCAACUUGUUCAUCAUACUCAAGGCACCCACCAAACCCCCCCGCAAACUGUUCGAUGAUGAAUUGCCCUUGCUGGCGCUAAGCAAGAUCUACAAAAUGAUGAACGAGGAACACCCCGGGCUGUACAGUAGAGACACAAUUAUACUUGCACUACAGGCCGAGAAAGCCGAAGUCAUGAUUUCAAUUCACUUAAGCAAGGUCAAUCGCGCGUUGUUCUCAGUGCCUCGUGACAUCACAGCGCUAGAGAUGGUUGAAAAGGCAAGAGUCAAGUACAACCGGCAAAACGAUCUGCCUGACGACAAAGUGAUCCCAUUGGCAAUCGAAGUGUCGGCCCCGGGAAAGAACGACAAGCGACUGGAUCCUAACGAGAUUCUGGUGGAGGUCACCGCAGAGAUUAAACGCAAAAACGCGUACAUCAACCCCGAACGCGUGCGGUUCUCCAUCGUGGAAAAGGGUGACAAUGUAGGGUUGUCUAUGCGAUUGCGAGAGAUGUCCCAAGUGUUCAAUGGUACCGAGGAGGAUAUGGCACUGUAUCAGAAUCUGGUCGCUGCGUGCGUGUGUUGUCCUGAAUUGGCCAUUCAGAAACAGAUUGACGAGUCGUUUCAGAACGAGUACUCGAACCGGAGAUCAACCAUACAUGCCAUCGGUAUCCGCCUCAACUUUGCCGAUAUUGACAUCCUAAAAGAUCUAUGUAUGGACAAGGCCACGGCACUGACGCAUGACAUGGAGGAGAGCGAAAUGGACGAUAUAUCGUAUUUCGAUUACGAGAAUCCCGAGGUGCCCAAACGGUUCCUCUCCCGGUUGCUGACUACCUACAACACAAAUUUUCUGAGCAAAAACGCUGGAAAGUUGGUGAUGUUAGAGGAGACCAAUCGCAAUGAUUUCGUCAAGAUCUAUGAGAAGACCAUCUGGAAGGUCAUGGAUGAGGAGCGACAUGAAGCGGAACAAGCGCAGCACCGCCACACCAUGGACGAAGUGGAUAAAGAGAAUUGGCGAAAGCUCAUCGAGGAUUUGCGUGAGCACCAGAUGUCUCAUUUCAACACGUGGAUGGAUGAAUUCCGUGCCUUGAUGGUUGUGAUGGUGCUGCAAAUCGUAGAAGCGCGCAAGCAAUGGAUUGAUCAGGAUAACCAUCCCUACUACUACCCCGAAUGCCUGACGGAAGAAUCGUAUCAAACCUGGAAGGGGUUGGAAAACGCAGAAAUAGAUCUCAUUGAGCGCCACAUCAAAAGCAAUGGGCUAGACUACAUCAACAUGGUCGCCAGAGAUGAGCUGGUGCAUGAGGCUAUGGUCGUACCUGAUAUUGAACCUCUGGCACCGUUCACAGCCAUACUUCACCUGACAGUCCUCGAGUUGGAGAAUGCCAAGAAGUGCAAGUCGCCGUACGUGCAGAUCAGGAUUCGUAAUACGAAGCUCAGAACUGACACCGUCGAAUACGACAGUGCUGGUAAACGAGCUACGUGGUCAGGCGACGAUGCACUUGAGUUCAUUGCAGACGACGCCGCUGCACCCAUGGAAUUACAGGUGUAUGAGGAGACAGAGGGGGUUGAGUCCUCGUUCCGUAAAUUACUGGGAAAGUUGAGUAUGCCAAUCCAUGAAGUCAUGCGUAUGAACGCCGACGCUUUAGAGACGGACACCCGGUGGUUUGACCUGUUUCCUAUUGGGCGUGUACGUAUGCGUGUGGAAUGUCUCUGCGAGCCUAUGGUAACUGGCCUGUAUAAGAGUGGCAAUACAGAUGUGUACUUCGACGAAUCCUGGCACGCGAGGUAUCUGGUAGCCUCACAGAUAGGUGGGCAAGUGUCGUUCGACUUCUUUGCGCCCGACUCGCAGACGGUCAAGGCAGUCCUGACCAAUAAUGAACGCACCGCGUCUCCUCUAGCAAAGACUGUAUCACCACUUGAAGUGCCGCAAGAGACAGCUUUGUCGGCCGGGGAAACUAAAGCGCCUCUAGUGAAAUCUAAAUCCAAGGACGGCGAAAGCGCGAAGUCAGAAACUUCCGACGAUACAGUCCUGAAACGGGGCAAUUUGCAAGUCCAAAAGCACAACAAAGAGGGCAAGGGUACCAAAAUCGACAAGGACGUGGACUAUAGUGAGGCUGAGCUUUCAGGUUUAGGCGUGGUUCUAAAACUCACCAGCCGACAGCUGAUAGUCAAGUACAGCAAUAAUCAAACGGUGGUCUGUGAUCUCAAAGACUUACAGAUUGUGUCGUCCAAGCGCUUCUGGAAAGACAAUUUUCUCAACCUGCAGACAAAAGACGAUGGCAAACUGAAGCUCAAGACAGACAACAAGGUGGUGAGAGACGAAUGGUACGACGCAAUUCUCAAGGCACAGAACGAUCUCUCAGCCAAUAUAACCGCUCGCACGGGCACCAUACGCCGCAUACUCAACAAAGCCCAGAACAGGGACACUGAGGCUGAUGAGGAGGCUGCUGCGAAUGCGGAAGAGGAGAAGCAGAACAUGAACCGCAAGAAGAGUAUGGCUGCACUGGUGGGCCUAUCCAAUAGUAUUGCCGUGGGCUUUGGUACCGAAGAUCUCGAUGCCAACGCUGCUGAACGCGAACAGCUUGAGGCGCGUCGGACCAAACACCGCCGAGUGCUGUUGAGAGACUUCUACGUGGAGAAGCACAAACCCACAAAGGGUGACAUUCUACCAACUCUGAAGAUCUUUGCCGAGAACGACUGCAUUGUGUUGCGCAGUCCUAGCGAAGCAAUUUGUGAUGAAUGGCUUGAGAUUUUGUCGACCAUGGCUGUAGCCACCAGGGAGUAUCGCCUGUCCCUGUGCACCGAAUCUCAGACUCAGCUGGCUUUGCAGCAGUGGCAGGCGAAAUUAGCCAAUGCGGACGACGGGACCGACACGCGCCGCUUCCUUGAACUCCACGUGGAGAUGCUUGGGGUUCUGCUUAAAAGAAGGCAGGAUCACGGCAAAUGCCCUACACAUAUGAUCGCCGACGCCCACGCCAAAUUGGACUACGACGUAGCGAGCAGCAGAGUCAUGAAUUUCCUGCACGAGGCUUUCCUGUCAAGUACAGGAAUGUGGCUGUUCAUCCGCUUCUCCUCGUACUUUGGCAUCCGCGAGACUCAGCGACGGUUUGUGGUGGUUGAGUUUUUGACUCAGAAAAUGUACGACGAAGCUAUGAGCGAUGCGCUCAGGACUAACCUGUACCAUGACUUGCUCGUCAAGAUGCUUACGAUCAUCGAUGCCGAAUCACAGUCGCAUCUCCACAGCGACCAGAUCGGUGAGAUUUACGACAAAAGCGGUAUGACGGCCACAACCCGAGAGAAAGAACGGUUUGCGGAAACUAUGGCACGCAUUGAAUCACUCAACCGUAGCCACUUGGCGAAGUACAAGGACUGGUUCCCUUACGCUAAGGGUGGUCUCACACAGACACUCCAGAUGCUCAAGCUGGUGGAGUCUGUCCGGUGGAACACGGGUGUGGGACUGGAGGACAUGAGCACGGUUCGUGCCGAACCAUCCAUCGACGCGCGGCUCAAUCGGCGUCUGCGCAAAUUGCUUACGAAAGGCGUGGAGGACCGUGUAGGGCGUCACGAGAGUGUGCAAUUCGCCGAAAACGACGAGAACUUCAUUCACACACCCGGCAUGACUGGCGAGCUGAUCAACUUCGUAUUCGCCGAGUUGCAAGAAGACCAGAGUUUCUUCUCGGUUGUGUUUGACCCGUACAUGGAGUAUAUCCCAUUCAUCACCAAGCAAUAUGUCUACGCCCUCCGCCCUGGAGUCGUUGCCAUUCUCAACAAUCCGGAUGUGCCUGAUUACGAGCAGUUUGAGAUCUAUUUCAAGCUCAAACGCAUCGGAGACACUUAUGACAAGAGGUCCCUCGCGUCUGUCCUCAUUAUGUACCUUGAUCUAGUGGACAGGUGGAUGAAAAAAGUCAGCGCUCAGACAAAGGACUGGACAGAGCGGGCUAUCAAACAAGACCAGUUCACACCCGUACAAGAGGACAGCCUCCACUCGUCGUCGGUGCUGGACAUGUUCUGCUACCUAACAGAUAGUUACGAGUUCAUUGAGAAUCUGGAGUGGCCCGAGCCUCAGACGCGCAUGUCGCUCUACGGAUGGUACGGCAAACUGCUCUGCAACACCAUUGAACUGUACUUCGAUCAGAUGUACAGCGUGUGUGAGAAGAACUUCAUAGGUACGGCCGGCCAAAGCGCGGCGCUGAACAAACGAGUAUGGGACCAGAGAUUCUUUACGAUUGUAAAUGAUCUGGAGAUGGUUAUAGAGCACCACAAGAAGAUGUACAUCGGCAUCCGCCACGACUACGAAACACAUCUGAGUGUGAGCAUGCCUAAGGCAUCCCACUCGGAACUCGUGCACAUUGCAGCCGAAAAGCUCUCUUUCUUUGGCGAGAGCUUCCGCAAUUGCAGCGACGUUCGCGGGAAAAUAUUGGGCAGAAUCCUCAGAACUAUGCAGUCGCAGGUCUGGAAGGGCGUGCUGUGCAUGUUUGAGAUUGAACUUCGCGAGUUCGGCGGACUCAUCACGAGCACAACGGCCGUUGAGAUGAACACGCAGCUGGGAAAAUCUGGCGAUUUGGAUACAGAAGUGGAAAACCUGCUUGCACCUACGAUUAAGUUCUUAGAUGCGCGCCUCUCUAUCCUCGGCACCCACUGCCACCCCAGUGUCUUCCUGUCUGUCCUUAAGACUCUGUGGAGCAUGAUCCUCAAGAACAUCACGACAGCGUGCUGCCCGCGCAACAAGAAGGUGGCCUGGUCACUAAGCACGCAGAUGUCAAUGAGACGCUUCACUAUAAUCACGCACGGAAUCCAAGUGCUCAUGGACUUCUUCUUCGCGGACGGGGACGGGCUGCCAAAAGAGGAACUAAGGAACGAAGCGAUGGUCGAGGCCAACGACACCAUGGCCCGCUGCUGCGCGUCGACGCGGGAGCUGAUCACCACAUUCAACAACUCAGCGACCACCAAAGUGGAGAAGAACGAUAUCGAAUGGGUACUGCACACCCGCACCAAAGACGAUCUCGCGGUGCGCGUGACGCGGCAGUUAGAACGAAAACGGGCACAGGAGCAGGAGGCCAUCCGCCGCAAAGCAUCGGCCGAGAGAGAAGCGAAGCGCCGCUUGGAGCAGGCCAACAGAUCACGUGGGACCUCAGAUAGUAGUCAGUACAAAGUGGGUUCCACCGGUUCUAAAAAUAGCUCGGAGAAUGUCAGCAAGGAGCCGGCGGGAACACUGGCCACCGCCAGUGUACUAGCGAAGCGUGCGAGUGGGAUGGACACGCACCAUAAUCUGGCAUCGCAUAGAAAGGAGCAGCAGCAACGGUCGACACUGGCCACCGGUAUUGCCAGUGGAUUUGCACAGUUUCUGCAAGAGUUCAACGAAGCGAUUCACAGCUCCAGCAGUGACGAUGAAGAAGCAAAGCCACCUCCACGACAGACGCCCAGGCAGACACCCAUGAACUACUACCACAGAUAG